Molecule: messenger RNA, 1317 nt
Organism: Zygosaccharomyces rouxii
Lineage: Eukaryota; Fungi; Ascomycota; Saccharomycetes; Saccharomycetales; Saccharomycetaceae
Exons: 1
Coding region: 1-1317 (438 amino acids)
Source: RefSeq, a predicted model, not a curated record
AUGGUUGAAUUCGGGCAUGAGUUCAGGAGAAAACAUUUCCCAUUGAUUGAAAAGGAUGUUGUUCCAAUAAACCAUGGAUCGUUUGGUGUCACUCCCUCUUCUGUUAUAGAGUAUCAAAAACAGCGUAUGGAGGAGGAAGAGAAGUAUACGGAUGCAUUCUUUUCCCUCAAUUCCACUGAGAAGUAUGUAGAGCAACUCAAACAACUUGGUUCCUACAUGGGAGUGGACUAUCGAAACUUUGCACUUGUCACCAAUGCUACAACAGCGGUAAACGCCGUUCUCAGAUCCUUACCCUGGGAUUUUUCCAAAGAUAAGAUUUUAUUUCAUUCUACUACGUAUCAAGCUUGCGCAAAUACAGUUAGAUUUCUUAAGGACUAUUUCAAACUUCAAUACGACGUCGUGGAGCUUCAAUAUCCUCUGGAGGAUGAUGAAGUGCUUGAGCUUUUCGAAAAGAAACUCUCCACAGGUGAAUACAAGAUGUGUCUCUUUGACAUGAUUACAUCCAUGCCGGGUGUAAAAUUGCCUUAUCAGCAACUCAUUUCUUUGUGCCAGAAGUACAAUGUUUGGUCACUAAUCGAUGGUGCUCAUGCCGCGGGUCAAGUGGACCUUAGUUUUUUGGAUAGGUUAAAACCUGACUUCAUGACAACCAAUUUGCAUAAGUGGUUGUUUGUGCCAAAAACCUGUGCAAUGCUUUAUGUCAAUCCCAAGCACCACGAUUUAAUCCAGACUUUUCCUGUAUCAUGGUCUUAUGGAAUGAAACUUAUUGAAUCUCCCAGCACUUCACAGGAGGUUCAACAUAACGAAAAUCUACUAAUCAAUAAGUUUAUGUUUGUGGGCACGGCCACGUACGCCCAGGUGCUUUCCGUGUCAGAAGCACUAAAGUUUCGUUCUGAUGUUUGUGGAGGUGAAGACAACAUUAGAAAAUAUCAAUAUGAUUUACAAAAAAGAGCCAUUGAACAGGUGAAGAAAGUUUUUGGUCCAGGUUCUGAGUCAUUGCAAAACUCUACCGGCUCAUUGAAUCCGCCAGGUCUCUUUAACGUUUCCCUGCCGUUUGCCGAAGAAUACAUGCCUGUCCUUCGUAAUCUCCAGGAUGACUUUGGAUAUUUUAGGGUUUUCAAAUACAAGUGUGAUAGGAAAAUGCUUGCUGAGAAUAAGGCAUAUGCUCCGUUUGUGAUACACAAUGGAAAAAUUUGGGUUAGGUUCAGUGUCAACUUGUACAAUGAACUUGAUGACUAUAGUGCUGGUGCUGCAAGCGUCAAAUCAGUGAUGGAACAAGUCCUUCAUACAGAGCUGGAAAAUCUAAAACUGAAGGCAUGA